This is a messenger RNA of Argiope bruennichi, 8354 nucleotides long. RefSeq names its product protein qui-1-like. NCBI's taxonomy places the organism in Eukaryota, Metazoa, Arthropoda, Arachnida, Araneae, Araneidae. The record is from RefSeq and is a predicted model, not a curated record. Gene Ontology annotation, molecular function: protein binding. The transcript is spliced from 27 exons. The coding region runs from base 261 to 5477 and encodes 1738 amino acids.
AGAUGUCGCUGGCAUCGCUGCGAUGGGCGAUUCACUUCGUUCGGAAGGGGGACACCUAUCCAACCCAAGUCUUCGACCAAACGAUCUCUGCUGCGAAACGCUCCUUUCAGGUGAGGCUUCUACCCCAACGAAUGGGAAAAUAUUCGCCUGUUCUGACUAACUUCUAGAUCUGGCAGUAACAGUCUGCCUAACGUUCACUUCGCUUGUUCUCCAAUGAAACUGCUGCAGUGUUUUUGACGGUGGGCGAGUAGCGACACAGCAUGGCUCACGAUUUGUUGUACCAGGACGAUGCACUCCAGGCCACUUUCUUCGGAAAUUUGACAGCAGUUCCCGAACCACCGUCGAGAUUAGUCAAUAUUUUCGUCAGCUCUACAAAAUCAGAUCUGGAACAUGAACGUCGCCAACUUCAUGAAGUUCUGGUGCCUCAACUUCAAAGGGACUGGUCAUCAUUAGGAGUGGACAUCCAACUUGUGGACGUUCAAAAUGGAGCCGACGACGAUGCUAUCAUUGAACCGCAAGCAAUUGCUCAGCAAUUGGAGGAAAUAGAAGAUUGUCAUAAAACAUCUCUUGGAUGUUUCUUUUUGUGUCUAAUCGGGAACAAAUAUCGGCCUUUCGCCCUGCCGGCUUCCAUAGACGCUUCGGAAUACAACCACAUCCACAAUGCAGCGAACGAAGCCGGACUGGACGCUUCCUUGCUGGACAAUCAUUUUCUUCUGGACACCAAUCUAUUGCCUCCACGCUAUGUUCUACAGACGCACAACAAAACGGGAAGCAGCGCAGCGAACAACAAAGAGCAGCUGAACAAAAUUCAUCAGGAGUCCGAAGAAAGCAACUGGCCCGAGGAAGAAGAUAAAUUAGUUCGAAUCAUCCAAUACGGUGCGAGAAUAGCAAUUCAAGAAGGGCUCAUCGAGGCGGAAGAUGUAUCGCAGUCUUAUUUAUUUUCCGGUGUCCACACUCAUUUGAGACAUGCCUUAAAGCUUUCCAAAAAUGACAAUAAUAGAAUAAUAUGUAUAGUGAGACAAUUUGAAGGUAUAGACACGUCGGACAGUGCUGCUCAUCUGUAUAUCGACAGCGUGACGGACGCCAACCUUAUGCUAGACAAUCUUUCUGUCGAAGACGAGAGUUCGUUGGGGUUGCGAAGCCUCCUCGAAGACGUCAUUCUCAACGUCGAUCGAAAAAAUGUUGCAUAUUUCAGUGUCCCCUGGUCUAAAUCUGGGCUGGAUCCAGAUUUUCCGGAACAUUCGAAAUACCUGAAAUCAUUUUCAGAAGUUGUUUCAUCCAUGCUUAGAAACAUCAUAGAAACUGCCACCAAAAACUGGAGUCCUAAGUGGGAACUCUUUCCAAGCACUUAUAAGAAGGCAGUACAGGAAGUGUACAGAGAAUCUCAAAGCCAUCUUCUUAACAGUCGUCGCUAUCUUCGAGAACUAGGUGUUUCACAGUCUUUAGACAGUGAUUGUGCUGCUCUGCUACAGAUUCAACGUCUUAUGCUGGGAGAGGACGAAAAGCUGAGACAUUCGCCUAUUAUUGUGUGUGGAAAAGAUGGAUGUGGGAAAUCAACACUACUCUCUCAGGUUAUCACUUACUGCACAGAAUGGCUUGGGGGUGAUGUUAUAAGAAUUGUUCGACACGUGGGACAAAGUCCGUGCUCAACAUACACGUCUGAACUAUUGAGGAAUCUGUGUUUGCAUAUAUCUCUGGUUUUCGAUUUUGACCCGAAACACCAUAGCUUUGAACUAGGAGAAUUAAGCAUCUGGUUUCUAGAUUUGUUAAAAAUGGUCGAAUCUACAUCAACCGAUCUAGUCAUAGUUCUAGACGACUUACAUGAGCUGCGGUCACCUGCUGGCAGCCAGUCUGCCAUUCUUGGAUGGCUUCCAUGGAAUCUACCACCCAAUGUCCAUGUAGUCUGUUCCAUCAGUGAAGAUGCUGAAGAGGUCAUUCGAUUGUUAAGAUCUCGAUCGUCUUGCACCGACAACUUCGUUCACAUUCCGCCCCUCGGAUCUUCUGCUGCCUUGAGCAUGCUGCAAUCUAACCUGAGAGACAGGAAACGGACACUCAAUCCUUCUCAACUGGAAGCCAUCAAAGAAAGAUUGGCCACUGCGAAUUCGAAUUCACUCUACAUCAAAUUAUUGUCCAAAAUAGCGGAGACGUGGCAUUCUUGGGUGAAUGUUGUGGCGAGUUCAAUACCAGGAACUCUUGAAGAAGUUGUUGACUAUUUACUUUCCGGUCUUAAGGAAAGGUAUGGAUUUCGGCCAGUGAGAAAAGUGGUGACGUUCUUGGCCUGCACAACCUUUGGGCUCAGGGAAAAUGAACUAAUCGAGCUCUUGGCAUCUUCAGUGGAAGCUACGGACGAUAAUCAAAAGCUCGCCAAACCUAAGACGUGGUUCAUGACAGUGAAGGAAAUGAGUCCCCUCUUGAAACAAUAUUACGUAGAUCGAAGACCUUAUCUUCACUGGAGCCAUAAUACCAUUUCUAAAUACAUCAUGAACACUUACAUUAAAACACCCCGAGACUUGCAAGCGUGCUACGCGGAGCUAGCUGAUGCUUUCCAUUUGGGUUUCCUAAUGGAAAAAGAAAAGGAAGAAAACUCAGGAAAAGAUCCAUCACUCCGAAAAGACGAUUGGUGUGAUAUUCUAAGAGAAAUGGAUGAAUUGUGGUUUCAUCUACUUCGGAGUGGUGACCGAAAGAAAUUAAAAGAACAAGUUAUUUGCAAUUUCGAUUUCCUCCAAUGCGCCGUGAGUGGGGCCUCUGUAAGUUACAUAAGAAGCCUGUUGGAACUAGUUAAAUGUCAUAUGUUGGAUUGGGAGGUAGAACUGUUAUCCGCAGUAACGAAGCAGGCAGUAGAUGUUCUAAGCCAAGAUCCCGCCCAACUCGCAACGGAGCUUCUAAACUGGCUUAAGCCUUUUACUGAUGUUUCUGAUUCUACUCCAGUGAAGAGUCUUGUCGCCAGUGCUUUGAAAUUUUGCAAUAAAUCUACUCAGCCGCGGCUCGUCCCAAUCAAUUCGUGGUUAACACUCAGCCUUCCACCUCAGGUGACUGCCAUGACGGUACCGCACACAAUCACGCACAGUGUUACGACACCUGACAGUCAGCACGUGAUGUGCGCUUCAGAUCAAAAGGAAAUAAAUAUGUUUCAUUUGCCAUCCAAAAAUCUUGUGCGAACUUUUAAAGGACAUAAAGCCCCCAUCACUUGCCUCCAUGUCACUUCAUCUGGUCGUUGGUUGAUUAGCGGCUCUGAAGAUACCGAUGUUCUCGUGUGGAACAUAGAUUCUGGCCAAAUAAAACAUCGUAUGAGUAAUCAUAUAACCAGUAUCUUGUGUGUCACCUCCACCCAUUCAGAAUCGCACGUACUUAGUGGAUCAGAAAUUGGUGUCGUCAUAGUAGCCAGUUUGGAUACUGGUCAAGUAAUACAACGUUUAGAUAAACAUAGGGGUCUUAUUAGCUGCAUUGCGGUCCAUUGGGAUGAUGACGUAUUCGUUACGGGUUCGAGCGACAAAACUGUAUGCGUCUGGAGCCUCGAAGACUUCACGCUCUACAACACCAUAACCCUACCAUCAGCUGUCUGCAAGAUGGACAUUAGCCGCGACAACAGUUUCCUGGUCAUUGGAUGCGAUGACCAAUCCCUGCACGUCCGAUCGCUGACCACUGGCUCCGAAGCGCAUGUCAUCCAGAGCAUUUCAUCCGAACUGACAGCUGUUUGCUUCGGUCACGAUAACUGCAGAUGCGUGGUGGGGUGUGCUGACGGGAAGUGUUAUGUGUUCGAUAUUCAUUUCGCUUCAUCUCUCAUUGCAACUAUCAGUGGACACACAGAAGCAAUCUGUAGUGUGCAGGUUCAACCCAAUGACACCUUUCUCGUAACAGCAGGUGGCAAUAAAGUUGUUGUCUGGAAUUUCACGCUCCCGAAGAAAGAAAAUAUCCAUAAGAAGCAGAAGGUGAAAAGGCUGGACAGCCAUCGUGAGCCCAUCAUGUGUACGACGAUAUCGAAAGAUGGUACCCUUGCAGUUUCCGGCUCUAAAGACAAUCUCUUGAAAGUGUGGAACUUGACGACAGGAGAGGUCAAUCAAACUCUCGAUGGACAUUCAGGUCCAAUAACAUGCGUGGCGUUUGCCCCGCAUGGUUUAUUUGUUGUCUCUGGAUCGGAGGAUACGACGUUGAGAGUAUAUGGUCUUACUCAAGGAGUUGUGGAGGCAGUUUUCAAAGAACAUCAGUCCAAAAUCGUUAGCGUAUGUGUGGCAUCUGACAGCCGCCGUGUGCUGUCAGUUGAUAAUCAAGGUUACCACAGACUAUGGACAGCUGACAAUGGAAAUCAAAUAUAUGUCUGCUCGAAAUCAACCGUCCUGGUGACUCUUCACAGCGAUGUGGUAUUUACAGUUUCAGGGAAGAAUGAUAACAUACUUAAAUUUUGGCCUCUAAAGGAUGUGGAUUUUGAGAUUAGCGUAAGCCACAGCGAUUCCAUCCUGUGCUACCUAGUAAGUCAUGACUGUGAGACGGUCAUCACAGGAUCGAAUGAUAUGUCCUUGAAGGUCUGGGAGGUUGCAACAGGAAAACUCACUCAGGUGCUUGCCGGCCAUGAAGGUUCAGUUACAUGCGUUGCUGGUGCGCCCUUGAGUCCUUCCCUAGUUGUUUCGGGGUCCUCCGAUUGCACUUUAAUACUCUGGGACAUGCUGACAGGUACAGAUAAUCUGACCUUCAGAGGUCACACGGAUACCGUCAAGUGUGCCUCACUUACACCAGAUGGGUCUACUCUUUUGUCAGGCUCUUCCGAUAACACGAUACAAUUGUGGAACAUCCACACUGGAGAACGUAUUAGCAUGCUGGAUUUGCACGCUCAGCUGAUAUCUUUAACCUGCAGCUUUAAUCUGAAUCAUAUUGUUGUCCAACUCGCCAAGAGUUCUUCUGUGCCGAUCCUCCGACUUCAGAACAAUCCGGCAAAAGGCAUAACUUUAGACAUGUUACCAGGCCAUCAGGAAGACUCAAAAAAUUCAGGACCAUCAGGUGUGCUUCCCAAGAGAGUAAUGCUAAAAGGAAAUCUAAAGCGAGAACAAUCAUUCGAUUCACUCUAUUGGGAACUGAAAGCGAGUUCACCGCGACAUGAUUUCCUAUCUAACUUGGAUGACCUGAAACGUCAGCCACUGUCACUCUCUACAGCUGGAAGCGUGUGGGAUGGAACAAAAGCACGACUAACAGGUGGCAUUCUCCGACCCUCUGAUCCGUUGAGUAUGCAACCCAAAGCCAAGCUUGCCAAACAUAAACUGCUCAAGAAACAACAAAGUAUGUUCGCGUUUUUUCCUGACCACAACCAGCCGACCCAAAACAUGGCCAGAGACCUAGAAACAAGGAAAGCAGAUCUUCUGGCAAAAAUACAGUCUGCAAAUCGCCAACUGUUAGAUUCGCCAGCAGAAAAUCCCGGCGAGGCUGAUGGAGAUCAGGAACAAAAAGGUGCAGAUGUGACUGAUUCGACAGUGUGCGCCAUUGCAUAAAUGUGAUGGAAGUCAAUGGUUCCUCUUCCUCUUGCAUUUCAAAGAAACUCUUUUUCUGAUGAAAAAAAGAAUUUCACGAACAAGUGUGUUCGUGAGUUCACCAGUUGCUGCUUCAAUUAAGCAUAUAGGAACACGAAUUAUUAAACUCGAUGAGUGUGUCAAAUCAAAGCUAGUCAUGUUUAUGUGUUCGUAGGUAUGUGCUGAACCACGUAUUUAAGGUAUGUAUGGAUGAAUUGUACUAAUGAUAGUAGUAACAUUUGAAGGAAGAUAAUAUAGUUAGGCAUGUAUAUUAUAGAGUCUAAAUGUUCCAUUAUGUUUGAAUCCAUUAUGUUUGAACGGAAUUCCAUUAUGUUUGAACGGAAAAAAAAUCAUUAAUUUCGAAUAAUGUAAAGACAAGGGUUCAAAAGCGGCAAUCUGACGCAACAAAAAUGCCAUGGGAUCUUUUCUAUCCUCAGAGGGGAUCAUAUGAUUAAGUAACGAGUAAAACGAGUCAGCAGAAAAGUAAGAGUAUGAAACUACAGUAAUAUUUCAUUUAUUCUCUGAGGAGGGAAAUUAGAAAACAAGAAAAAUUAGUCAGCUAAAAGAGAGUGGGUACAUCGUGGAACAACCUCAAUAAAUUAAUUUUAAUAAUUUUACUAUAAUGAUAUUAACAAAGUUAUGAAGAAAAUAAUACUGAAAGAAAAAGUUUUAGAUCAUUGCCGUCCUGUCUCAUGGUAAAUCGUAUUUUUAUGUCUGUAUCAAUCAAUGUGCAAAUAAUAUGAAAAAAUUCACUGACAUAUAGACAUGCCAGGCUGUGGCAGACGUUCCGUUUGAAUCAGAAUUGAACUAGUAGUAAGCAUUGAUUUUAUAAAUUCUUCAAAUCUCCAUGGUAUAGGACACAGUUGCUCCUUUUCUUUUUCCUUUGAUUCAUGACAUUUCUUUUUCACUCAUUCAAUUUAAUGUUUGUAGAUUGAAGUUAAUUUCUCUGCCCUUGGGAUCGUAAUAGGAUCUCAACUUCAAUCUUCAUGCAGAAACUCCUAUUCUGAAUUCUUGUCCCCAGUAUAUAAAAAAAAUUAUUUGCAUUUUGACUUAUUAUUAAUAAUAAUAUUAUUUAAUUAUUUGCAUUAAACAUUCGAUGACCUACUGUUAAUUUUCAAAAAUUACAAAGCCGGAUUUCUACGCAAGUUUGAAAACCCAGAACUUUUGAGAUUUUUUGGUGUAUUUUUCAAAAAAAAAAAAAUUGAUUGUACUUAAUUAUAAAGACUGUACACAUGGGUUUAUUACAAUAAAAAUCAGGUAUAGUUUUAAUGAAUUAAGUAAUCCUUAACUAAUAUAUUUUAAUAUUGAGUUUUAUAAUAUGCUAUAUAUUUUAGGAUUAUAAAAUAAUGCUUUAUAAUUUAGAAAAUAUCUGAACUUAUAAUCAAUUACCAUUUAGAUUGUGUUAAAAAUGCAAAAAAUUGUCAAUCUUUUGCUAUUUUCUGAUGAAAUUACUUCUAAAUUUUAACUGUGCAUACAUACAUACUUAUAUAUUAAAAUCACAGAUCUUGAAAUUGAUUCACAAUAAUUGUUUUGCCAUUUUAAUUAUCAAAAUUUGCAACUUAAAAUCGCUUAUGCAGAAAAUAAAUGAAAAAGCUAAAACAAAAUCUAGUUUUGGUAGUUAGAGGGGGCAUUACCUAAAACCUCUAAAAAACUCAAUUCGGCACUGAAAAUCAAGUGGAUUUUUCAUCAUUUGAUUAUAAAACCUUUGCUUUUACAUUAUGAGAUAAACAGCUUAUAAAAAAAGUUUAUAAAAAUUAUAUUUUAAAUUCCAAACUAUAAUUAAUCUAGAACAUUUCUAUAUUCAUUAGGGUUUCUGUGAACGCAUUAAAUAAGAGCUUAAAAACUUUCGCCUUUAUUUGAAUGCAUAUUCGCGUUUAUUAUGAGAUUAAAUUAACGUAUUCCUUUUAUUGAAAUUUACCAGUCGCCUUUGUCGAACAAUUUGUUCGCCCAGAUUAUUGACUUUUGUAGGCUAUAAAGUGAUUAAUAUGGAAUGCAUCAAAUUUCACUUUGUUAUUUGAUGCGACUGAAAAGCAAGAUUUUAAUUAAAUAACAUCUUACUACAGUUGGUGAAAAUUAAAUAAUGCAUAUGCAACAAAAUAAAAAUGAAAAUCCUUCUUCAGAGUCAAUGUCCAAAGACAGAUUUUUUUUUUUUUUUUUUUUUUUUAAUCACGUGAGAACUUGAUGUUGUUUUGGUUUGAGGUUUUUGAAGCCUCAAAAUGCGUAGGCAACAAAUUGGCGAUUUAUCGCUUUUGAGGCAUCAAUUUUUCGCUUUUAGUUUAUUAGAAAAUAAUGCAGAAGGUUGUCACAUUUCGCGAUUUAUCGCCAACUAAAGUUACAACUUGGUUUCCAAAUUAUUUAAUAUUAACAUUGGCAAAAGCACUCGAUUGAAUGUUCUGAUGGAUGCGUUUGAAUUUAAAACAUUAAAAAGAGACUGCAUACCAAAUUAUAUAGAAAUAAAACUGAUAUCAUUAAAAAGUUUAUUUUUUUUAUUAUUAUUAUUUUUUUAUUUUAAGAUAAUACAUAAACCAUUUUUGCGAGAUAAUAGCUUUGGAAAUUAUGAAUAUUAUAAACAAGUAUUAGCGAUUUUUCAUCUAACGGCAUAUAAGCCUAUUUCAACGUUUGAUCAAACUGUGAGACGCAUAUUUCUAUAAUUUUGAUUACUUUUGCAUCUUUUUCCAUCUGAUGGAAAGAAAUUUUUAAGGAUAUAUGGCGAGGUGGUAAAACAGUCGAUUCCUCUUCGGAGAACUUCUAAGAAUAUUUUGUAACUCCAUUAAAUAUCUAAAUGAAACUUGAAUUAAAUGCAGCAUUUGUUUACAUUUAAUAGUUGCCAUUUGACAAUAAGUAAUAAGAACGAUUUCU